This is a messenger RNA of Hypomesus transpacificus, 8184 nucleotides long. Its product is annotated as beta/gamma crystallin domain-containing protein 1-like. The coding region runs from base 714 to 7877 and encodes 2387 amino acids. The transcript has 23 exons. NCBI's taxonomy places the organism in Eukaryota, Metazoa, Chordata, Actinopteri, Osmeriformes, Osmeridae. The record is from RefSeq and is a predicted model, not a curated record.
UCAUAGAAUCACGUCUGAACUUGAAUUUGAAACAUAAAGCAAAAGGGCGUGGAGAGUGAAACGAUCAGAAGAAUGUCUGACAUCUUGAGUUGUGUAUGUAUUUUUUGAGUGAUUAACGCGCUUCAGACUUUUUAAGAUGACCCCAACCCAUCCGAUAACACGUUAUCUAUCUAUUUAAACUGUAUUACUUUGAUUAAUUAAAAUCCGUAUGAAGAGAUAACAGUUUAUAAAAUGCAAUGAAAGAUAAUAAAGUAAAACAUUUAUUAAAUAAGUUAACUGGUAGGUUAAGAGUUAAGUUUUUCCUCGACGAGGCAUGGAAAGACUGUGGUCUGGGCCGCCAAUUUACAAUAGGGGCACAGUUUGAACGGGACUGUUCAAACACAGCCAACUCAACGGUGCGUCAUCCCAGGGAAGGAAAACUUUCACCGUGUUUGUACCAGUAGGCAGCGUUUGCACGCUUCUCUGGAAGAAAUCAACUUCAACUCAGCCCUGCGCACAUACCUCCGACUCGUAUAUAUAUUAGCUCAAACUGCAUUCCUUGCCUGCUGUCAGAUUUUGAGAACAGCACACAGCGACUGCAAAAUGUAACCUACAUACUUGUGCGUUGCGAUAAGUUGUUAUUACAGUAUUUACUACAUAACGACUGUUGACUUCCAAUUUGGAGUAGAACACUUUUACUCUACCAUAACAUUGGAGGUUUUAAUAUUCAAAACAUGUUCACAAACUACGUAAAGAGUCUGAAUGAUAUGGUUUUUCCUACGUCCCAGUCACCAGAACAGCAGAAUACUGGGGUCCUGGGCCGUAUAGGGAGCUGGUUUUCUCCCUGGAGAGGAAGAAGCCCCUGGAGCCCCACAGGAGAUGCAUCCCCAACCAGUGAACAAGCCCCCAGGCCAGAAGGAGAGGAGGGGCCUCUGAGGGGGUCCCGAGAAAAGGAGCAGCAGGAGGAGGAGGAACAAGAGGGGGGCCAAGACUCCCAAGCUAACAAGCCUUGCCUAUCCAAGGAUCUUUUCUCAUGUGAGGAGGAGGACGCCAGGCCGUCUGCCCACAGAGCCAGACCUCUGUCAGUCUGGGGCAUAGGCAGUGAGCCAGGAGGCGGGCCCGUAGAGGAGGGACAUGCUGAGCAGCCACAAGAGAAGGAGGAGGGAAAAAAACAGGCUUCAGAAAGCAGGAAUCCUGCCUUGGACUGGAAUGCUAGUCAGUUGACACAUUUUUCAUCUUCAGCAGAAGAGGGAGUGGUGGGGGACUCUGACCAGGAACAAACCCAGGCCCACACCCAGACUCAGGCUCAGACAAGCAGGAAGCUGCAUGUGUACCUGGAAGAAACCAGUGUGAGCCAGAGCAGUGAAGAUUCUGGACAGGAAGUUGUACACACAGUCAAGAAAAGCAUCCAGGUGGUCUCCAGGGCAAAUAGAAUCGAUUCCUGUGGGAACACUGAUACUGUGGCAUCAGAGCGCAAAAGAACACAUCUGAACCCUGCUAUUGGAGACAAAGGUCACUACAGUGCCUUGGUGGGAGUGUCACUAAAGUCUCCCAUAGAAACACAGCCUUCACCUGAGCUCUCCGGAAGAGAGACCAACAAAGACACCAUGGGGCGAAAAAAUUCAGGAAGGAGGAGGUCAAGGAAGACCUCCCUGGAAGAUGGAACGUCCCAGGAAAACCUGCCCAGCAAAACCCAGCCAUCCAAUACGGGCUCAUCCUCAUCAGAUAGAAACUCAGGAACCAGUUCCCGCCCAGUGGAGGCAGAAACACACCUGGGAGAGCAGGAGGCAGACUCCUCCCCCACCAAAAACAAAGCUUCCCUGACCUCACCUGAGGGAGCUAGCGACAGGUCGACCUUCAGCACAGUGGGGGUGGAAAACAACCUGCAGGACACUGACUCCCCUGUUCUGGCCACACUGGUGUCCAUAGCAGACACCAUGGAAGACAUAGAGGAGGUGGGUGAUAGCCUUUAUAGGGUGGAGAGACUGACAGAGACUCCAGAGUCCAAACGUAGGAGUAUGAAAGUGUCUCACAGUGAAAAGUUAUUUUCUAAGAAAGUUACAGUCAAUUCGGAGUUGAGCACAGAAGUAAAUAACCAUGUGGAACAGGAUUUUUCAAGAGGGACUACUGAAGACACAACUAAAGGCAAAAGGAAACCAGAAAUAAACAAAAGGCCACAAGACAUGUGUAAAAUGGAUGAGGACCCCAAAGCCAGCUCAGCUGCCAGUUGUCUGAUUGCUGACAGAAUCAACCUGUUUGAAGGGAAGAUGCACGGAGAUGUUAGUAAGACCUACCCCAGGAGUGCCGAUGUCUCUCCAAUCAGGAAAGUCACUGGAAAGUUCAAAGCAGACAUCAAACAUGAGCAAGGGGGGCCACAUGUGAGGGUGAGGUCAGUGGAACGUGGAAAUACCAGGUCCAGCUCCGCUCCCCCUGUCAAGGGGAAAGGCCAGACAGUCAGGGAGCGAGUGAUGAACUUUGCAGAGGCAUGCAAAAAGGAGGACAAGAUCGUGUUGCCUCAAAAGUCUGCUAUGACUGGAAUGUCCCAAAGAUCAACCCCCUCACCCACAUCUGCGUCACAGUCAUUGAAACAGGACCUUCAGGCCUUUAUAUGCAAAACAGCAACCUCUCAAAUCACAGAGAUAACAUCCAAACCUGCAGGGCGAGAAACUCUCUCUGUUGUGGACACACCUGUUUCUCAACUUCAGACAGACUCCAACACAAAGGCAAAAAUGUUGUCUAAAACUGAGAAUGUAGCUGAUAGACCUUCCCAAGUAGAACCCAAAAUGUUGCGAGGUGACUUGGUUCAACCAACUCCUGAGGUAGGCUUACAGACCAAAACCCCUGGUAGGUCAGGGUCAAGGUCAAAGAGGAGGAAAAACAAAGAUUCAACGAGCCUUGUGAGUAAUAGUAUUAUCAAACCAGAGCUCCCAAACACAGAACAAGGACUUGUGAGCAUGCAGGAAAAGACAGGUGUAAUUAAGGACAUUAGCUGUGCAACUGAAAAAGAAGUGAAGACAGUGUCCUCAUCACAAGCAAAACAAUCUAAAGAUGAUGAAUCAGAAACAAAAAAACUGCCACUUAGCAAGGAAGCAAUCAGUAAAUCAUCAGAUCUCUCAGACAAACAUACUGAUUUACUAAUUAAAAAAGAUGGCCCCAGAAAACUGGUUGAGGAAAAUAGAGAAUCGGCCAUGUCAACCAUCAUCAGUGGAGACAAUAAACCCAAUUCCAACAGUGAAACAGGCAAGCUGACUGAUAAGACUAUUGAUAUUCCACCCACACAGACAGUGGGACACAAAGAGAAGGUUCAAAGCUCUUCAGUAGUUCAUGAAGGACAAAGUAUUUCUAAAGACAAAAGCUUAGACUUUUCUUCCUCAUCUGUACCAAAGACAAAUACGAGUCUUCAUGGGAUACCCACAACUAUUGAAAAUCAGCCAAAGGACAGAUUGGCUGAAAGUUUGGAUAAAAAAGCAGAGAGCGAAGUAAAACACAACCCCUCAGACAACAGCUUACACACCGGCCCUGUUAAUGCCCAGGGCAAAAUGGAGCCUGAGGCCAUUGCAGAAGCAUCAAAAUCCAAAGUCACAUCCCCAAAGGAAGCUGUCCAAGUCCCUGUAACCACUGUUCCCUCCUUGCCACUUCACACAGAACCUGUCCACCCAACACCCACUCAGCAGAAAAAUAGAACCACUGACUUUCUUGUGACUGGGAGUAAUAAGACAGCUAGGACAACUGACAGUGAUAAACACAUCAAAAAGUCACCUGAGGAAGGCUCUGUAAAGUCUCCAAAAGAGUCUCAGCAUGAGACUUUAUCAGUGUUGAAAACAGAAAAAAACUGGCAGGAUGACACAAUAAAGCAGGGAUGGGAUCCUGCAGCAGAACAAACCAGAACUAACAAAAAUGGGGGAGAGUCUACUGUAAAAGCAAUAACGUCCCCUGAACCUGUAGAUUCUAAAAAAAGCUCCUCAGUGACCAAAGGUCCAGUAAAGACUAAUAUUCAAGGGGAGAAAGUGACACCUGUGGAUUUAUCUAUGCUGAAAACAGGGAAAUCCAGAGAUGACACACUAAAGCAAGGACAGAGUACUGCAGCAGAACAAACCACUUCGACAGUGGAGGGACAGUCUCAUGUAAAAGUGAACAAGUCUCCCACACCUUCAGCUUUAGAUUCUAAUAAAAGCUGCCCUGUGAACAAAGCAAAUACCAAUAAUCAACAGGAGAGACAGAACCCUGUGGCCCCAGCCGAGGAGCCUUUAGUUGGGCUUGGACCAAGACCCAGUGAAGAAUUAGAUAUGGUUAAUAGGACGAAGAACAUCCUGGUAAAAACUGUGGACCCAGAUGACAAAAACUCUGAGAACAUUAAAGUAGGGACACAUGCAAGCGGUCUAUUACCAACUGAGGUGGAAGACAAGUUGCUAAAUGACAGGAAAGCAGAUGGGAGAAGGGAUAUUGUACAAAUCAGUUCAUCUAUUUCUACCAAUACCACUACCAGUACUACUACAGGGGCAGACAGGCCAGAAGGAAACAAUCCAGGGGUGAUGGGAAAAGACCCUGCAUCAAUUGGUAUUGGUGAAAUGCCCCCACCCCCAAGCGAUAGGGGAGCCACAGAGAAAAGCCCAAAUAAAUCUACAAAGCCACCUCCACUAACAGAGCCCACCAAACAAAGACCAUCUCAAGACCAGCGUCCAUCCCUGAACAAGCUACUCUUGUCCCGUGGAUCCUUUGGGGAUGGGUCCUUCCAACAGAGGGACACCCCGUCCAGCUGGUUGGAUAUUGACCAGCGGUUCCCCGCACAGAAGCUCCGCAGCCCUGAGUUCAAGCAAAAACUCAGCUGCUCAGUCAGCGAAAGCAACCUCACUUCAGGGGAGCUGGAGGAUGACUUUAUCCAGAACAUUAAGAAGUUUGGAGUACCUUUCUCUCUGCCCCCGCGCAAACACAGCCACCUCCGACCCCCUCAGCCAACCUUUGCCAUGCCCGCCAUCUGGGAGGAUCGUUUCGAGAAGUCUUUUGACCCUGAGAACUUUAAGUUUGGCUUAAGGAAGAAGAGGGAGUUCAGUUUAGAGUCCCCUAGCAACCCCUCAACCAAGAUACAAAGUGUAGGAACGGAUGGAGAACAGAAGCCUGCAAGAACUAGUAUUGCCGAUAGGAGCAUGCUUUGCAGGAGCUUGGGCACCCGCUCCAAACACCUCCAAGACAGGAAAAGUACCACAGAGGAGGGAAAAGACAAGGAACAGGGGGAGGAGACAAAAGAGAAAGAGGUGAAGGUGAAACCCCGCCCUUCCCGUUUGGAAGGAAGCUGUAUCUUUAACAGCUUGAAAUGUUCCAGGACUAAGAGAGGUGGGGAUGUGUCACCUAGCAACCUCUCCCCAGUCUCCCAAAUAACACAGCCAGCCCAGCCCACUUCCCCCAUUGCGGACCAUGUGGUGUUGGCCGACCAGAUUCCUCCACAAGAAAACAGCGUUUCUGCACAGGCUGUGGUCAGUGACUCAGGUCCUCCGCUUGUUUCCUUUAACGACAUCAAGCUGCCAGAUUAUUUAGAGAAGUACCUCCCCAAGAAGCCUGCAAGGCCAGAGCUGGGAAAAGAGAAACAACAGCUUAACUCUGAGAAGAUGGCUGGAGCAACAGGGUUGCUUGAUGGAGAUAUAGCAGAGCCCAGUACUAAAUCUGAGGUCCUGAAGAGUACUGGGGGAUCUCUACCCGCCCCUAUUGUUCCCCUACCAACACUACCUCAGGUCCUCCACCCUAAGGCUUCCCCACUAGGGGUUUGUGCCACUGACUGGUUUGUUUUGCAGACGGCGGCUAUACAGGGAUUACAUAGACGCCCUGGAAAGAUGGUGUUAUAUGAGUAUGCUCAGUUUGAAGGUCAGGCCUAUGAAAUCUUCAGGAAUGUGCCGAAUGCCACCUCACUGAAACUAUCCCCACUGAUUUCAGUCAAAGUUGUGAGAGGAUGCUGGGUGCUUUAUGAGAAGCCUGACUUCACUGGUCGUUGCAUUGCCCUGGAGGAGGGGCCUAUGGACCUGACCAAUGUGUGGGCAGAAUCAGGACCUCAAGAGCUACAUCCACCAGUUGAACCCCCAAUAGUCAUUGGCUCCAUUCGGCUGGCGGUGUGUGACUACAGCAUUCCUCACAUUGACUUAUUCACUGAACCGGCGGGGCAUGGCAGAGUGGUCACGUACCAUGAUGAUGCACUGGAGAUUUGCACUUUUGGUAUUCUUCAGAACACGGCAUCAAUCAAAGUCCACUCUGGAGUGUGGCUGGUGUUCAGUGACCCGGAGUACCAAGGCAUGCUUGCAGUGUUGGAGCAGGGGGAAUAUCCCUGCCCAGAGUCCUGGGGGUUUCCAUCUGCUUUCGUUGGAUCCCUUCGACCACUCAAAAUGGGUGGAUUUAAAGUGGAGAAUCCCAAUGAACAAAAGGCUUUGGUGUAUGAGCAGUCUGGCUUUCAAGGAGCCUGUGUGGAGAUCGAGAGGGAUGUCCUUAGUUUUGAGGAUGCCACCGACUUGCCAAAUCUGAAACUCAAAUCUGUGGGCUCUUUAAAGAUCCUUGGAGGACUGUGGGUUGGUUAUGAGCAGUCUGGGUUUGAAGGUCACCAGCAUGUCCUGGAGGAGGGAGAGUACCUGGACUGGAGGGACUGGGGAGGGGCCUCACAGCAUCUGCUGUCUAUACGACCAAUACUGUCUGAUUUCAUGUCUCCACACCUAGAGAUGUUCAGCAAGAGAGACUUUGAUGAGUUGGGCGCCAACAUCGAUCUGCUAGGGCCCAUCACCAAUCUAGAAGAGACUGGUUAUGGGCUCAAGACACAGUCGGUUCACGUUUUUAGCGGAGUGUGGGUGGCAUAUGAGGAGCCUGGUUUCUCUGGGGAGCAGUACGUGUUGGAGAAAGGGCUCUAUGGAAGUCCAGAGGACUGGGCGGCAAUACACCCCAAAAUCUCCUCAGUGAUGCCUGUCAUGCGGGAUAAUUUUGGGAAGUUGGUCAAGUUCAAAGUGCAAUUGUUUUCAGAAGCUGGCUUCCAGGGUUCCAUCCACGUACUAGAGGAUAGUGUUCAGUCUUUUCCCCAGGGUUUCUUUCUGGGUUCCUGCAGGGUUCAGGCUGGCAGCUGGCUGGCAUUCGAGGGUGAGGGCUUCACUGAAAGAAUGUACGUUUUAGAGGAGGGGGACUACCCGGAUCUGAGAUCGAUGGGUUGUUCGCGAGCCAAUGCUUCAAUCCUGUCUCUGCAAAUUACUGGCUUUGAGUUCUCUGUACCCUCCAUCACUCUAUUUGAGAGGUUGGGCCUACGGGGCAGGAGGGUGGUUAUGGCAUCUGGCUGUGUCAACCUUCAAUUGGCUGGAGACUGCAGUAGGGUCCAAUCUAUCAUGGUAGAUGGGGGAAUGUGGGUCAUCUAUGAAAGCAUCAAUUACAGAGGUGCGCAGAUUCUGCUUAAGCCUGGCGAGGUCGCUGACUGGCACAAAUUCAGCAACUGGCAGCGAAUCGGAUCCUUGCGACCACUAAUCCAAAAACAGGUGCACUUUCGUCUGAGGAACAAACAGACAGGGCUGGUGAUGGCCGCCACAGGAGAGCUGGACGACUUGAAGCUGAUGCGGAUCCAGACCAUGGAGGAGACGGGCGCAGUGGAAGAGAUCUGGCUCUAUCAGGACGGCCAGCUUCGCACCAAGCUACUGGAGGACUGUUGUCUGAGUCCCACCAGUAGUAUGGCGAUGGCAGGUAGUCGACUUGGUCUCUCCCCCCCCAAUCCUGAGAAACCGCCCGCCCUGUGGAGCAUCACGGCAGACGGCCUCAUUCUCCAUGCUCCCACCCCCGACCUGCUGCUGGAGGUCAAAGGUGGACAGAACUAUGAUAAGAACCAUGUCAUUCUCAAUACGUUUGUUCCCGGCAAACUGACUCAAAGAUGGACAAUUGAGAUACUCUGAGGGCUUAUGAGAACAUGGAAUCGGACCUAGUCUCAACAAGGAGCCUCAGUGCUCCGUUGUGCAGCUGCACGGUGGGAUGCUGGACAUUGGCUGCAGGAAGUAGUAUGACCUUUCCAUUAAGGUUGUUGACAACAAAGCUUUCUGGAAAAAUCUAAAGGAUUACAUUACCUGCCCAUGGCUUGGUAAAAAAAAAAAAAAAAAAAAGGACCAAAUAGUGGUAUGUUUACUCAUUUGAGAGAAAUUAGACUCUGACACACUAUGCAAUAAACAACUGUAUUAUUUUUGAUUAAUAAAUAAAUAUUUCAUA